Messenger RNA from Bipolaris maydis ATCC 48331, 1256 nucleotides. RefSeq lists its product as uncharacterized. Lineage: Eukaryota; Fungi; Ascomycota; Dothideomycetes; Pleosporales; Pleosporaceae. The record is from RefSeq and is a predicted model, not a curated record.
CCACUCGCCCGUCCACCAAACUCCAACCAUGUCGAAGAAGGGAAGUGACACACCAUCGUCAAUCCGCAUCCGCGAGAACCAGAGGCGUUCGCGCAACCAGCGCAAGGAGCUGAUCCAGGACUUGCGCCGCCGAGUGCAAGAAUAUGAAAUCAAGGGUGUUGCCGCCACACAGGAGAUGCAGCGCGCCGCACGCAAGGUCGCCGAGGAAAAUUCACUGUUAAGAAGUCUACUUGCCAGCCGUGGUGUGACGCACCAUGAGGUGGAAGCAUAUCUGCGCUCCUUCAACACCACGACCACCACUCCCAUCACUACUGCCCCUAUCACCACUGCCCCCAGCCAUGCACCCCAUAUGCUACCUGUACCAACGGGGCUUCCAAGGACUCCAGUGUCACACCAAGUCGUGGUUCCAAAGACGGUGCCCUUGUGCAUGCCGCCCCCUACACAGUCUCCUGCGCAAACCUCGAUUGGGCCGCUAGCGCCGACUACAUCCCAGCCUCAAGCGCAACCACGCUCUGAGCCUCAGUCUAUCCAGCGACCGGCCCCUGCCGCCAUGGAUGCGUCGCCAGCUUCGACGUGUUGCAAGCCGGCAGACGGCACUGGUCAUGACAAUAGCACGUCUACGUUUCCCAUGCUGCAAGAGGAUGCAGAAUGUCCUAAUACCGCUAGCUGUUUCUGCGCCCCGACCCCUAUGCCCAAGGAAACGCCACUCGAUACCGGACUGCUGAUAUCAUGCGAGACGGCUGCUACCAUUAUUUCUGAGAUGCGCGGUGAUGCAGAUCGUAGUCGAAUCAGAGCCAGUUUGGGCUGCGUUGGGGAUGAGGAGUGUACUGUCAAAAAUACUCGUGUGCUAGAACUAAUGGACGAACGAUAAACGACUUGUUAUAUCUCGACUCCAGCAUUCCGCCAAGUGCACUCGUCAGACUAGGCAACAACGCCUGUAACAAGUUCCUGCUCUUACAUUAGAACCAUAAUAGCCACGUACGCAGCUCAGCAACUGCGAGCUUGGUGACGCUUCACCCUGCGCAGCUGCAACAUGAAUGCGCUGGCGACUAUGUAAGAAAGACCGGCGAAGAUUUGAGCAUACAGAUAUUCUCGCGAAGAGUGGGAGCGCCUAAGCUUGAGCGCAAUUCCCUCGGAUACUGUAGGGCGUCAUGUACUGAAACUUCACAAGGGUUGGUUGGAUGUAGAUACCUAUGGAGGGGAUAAUGACAACCGCCCAAGACAGAGACAAUAGAGACUGCAAGUCUUUGAUCCCU